This is a messenger RNA of Bombina bombina (fire-bellied toad), 1635 nucleotides long. RefSeq names its product ubiquitin conjugating enzyme E2 W (gene UBE2W). The record is from RefSeq and is a predicted model, not a curated record. The transcript has 6 exons. NCBI's taxonomy places the organism in Eukaryota, Metazoa, Chordata, Amphibia, Anura, Bombinatoridae. The coding region runs from base 40 to 492 and encodes 150 amino acids.
CGUUACGUUAGCGCAGGAGGGAGGGGGCGGGAUCCCAUCAUGGCGUCAAUGCAGCGCCUCCAGAAAGAACUUAUGGCUUUACAAAAUGAACCUCCACCGGGGAUGACUUUAAAUGAAAAGAGUGUUCAGAAUUCAAUUACACAGUGGAUUGUAGAUAUGGAAGGCGCGCCUGGAACAUUAUACGAAGGAGAAAAGUUUCAACUCUUAUUUAAGUUUAGUAGUCGUUAUCCUUUUGAUUCUCCUCAGGUUAUGUUUACUGGUGACAAUAUUCCUGUUCAUCCUCAUGUUUAUAGCAAUGGGCAUAUCUGUUUAUCUAUUUUAACUGAAGAUUGGUCUCCCGCGCUCUCUGUGCAAUCAGUUUGUCUCAGCAUAAUCAGUAUGCUUUCCAGCUGCAAAGAAAAGAGGCGUCCUCCAGAUAAUUCCUUUUAUGUUCGAACGUGCAACAAAAAUCCAAAGAAAACAAAAUGGUGGUACCAUGAUGAUACAUGUUGAUGCCACUGGCAAGAUGCCUCUAGAAGAAGAUAGUCCUACUGAAUACCUAAGCACUUUGAUCCUUCGAGUCUUUGAACUUUUAACCUUUGACUAGAGGUGACUUAAUAUGAAGACUACUUCCUUUUUACUGCAAUUUUACUAGUGUGCAUUGUGGGCGCAUGUUGAUAGCUGCUUCAGCCCAUGCAGCUGGGUGACAUGCUUUGUUAGUCAUACUGGAUUAAUGCAGGCGUCAGGAUGAAAUUCCAUUUUACUUUUUUCUUAUGCUUUCCACAGUUUCCCAGGUCCUCAUGUAUUGUGCAAUAAAAAAUGAUAAAUGCAUGAUAGGGCCUACUUGGAUAUGUUAACCAAAUGCAUUGGGGCUAAGGAGAAACCCUUUCAUCAGUACAAUGCCAUCCAUGAUAUCGGAAUUCUAUGCACUGUGAUCAUGGAAGUGGCAGCAAGGCUCAACAUGACUGAAGGAGCGCAGAAGAAGAUAUUUGUGUAUUUAUUACAUUGUUUCCUUUAUGCCAUAUUGUUUGCUAAAUGUUUCUGAUGACAAUUUGACAGGUACAAUAUCUUAUCCAAAUAUGGGAAUAUAAAAAAGAAACUGUAUAUAAUUAUAGAUUUAGAAUAUGAAGUAUGAGAAUUGUAGAGUAUAGUUAACUCAAUCAGGGCUAUAUAACAGAAAGGGGGGUGAUCCUAGUUUUCUGCAGUCUUCACAAAGGCUUGAAUUUUACAUUUAUAGUUUUUCCUUAAACAAGAAAACACGCAGUUAAUUCUGCUAGUCAUCAGCACGAGCCCUAUUCAGUUUAAUUUAUUUAUGUUUAAAAAAAAAUACACUUUUUUUUGUCACAUUUUUGUUUGUUGUUCUGUUGUAAAGUCAAGUUAUAAUACAAAACCAUAUUUAGAUGAUCGUUUGUCAAACAUUUUUGUUGAUAUUUAUCUUAAUGCCUACAAGCCAUUGUAACCACACACAAAUACUGCACACUUUUAGGGUUUAUUCAUUUAUUUGUAUAUUUUCUAAACUCAUUCUACUCUUAGCUCCACUUUUUUUUGUGUUGGUCAAAUACAAUAGUAUCAAUUGGCUUCAUUUAUUUUCUACACUGAAACACAUUGUCUAAAACAGUUAAAUUACAAAUAAAUAUUUUCUUUAUUUUUAUGUUA